Messenger RNA from Leguminivora glycinivorella, 1587 nucleotides. RefSeq names its product polymerase delta-interacting protein 2 (gene POLDIP2). Gene Ontology annotation, cellular component: mitochondrial nucleoid; nucleus. Bases 74 to 1105 code for a protein of 343 amino acids. The record is from RefSeq and is a predicted model, not a curated record. The transcript has 6 exons. NCBI's taxonomy places the organism in Eukaryota, Metazoa, Arthropoda, Insecta, Lepidoptera, Tortricidae. Gene Ontology annotation, biological process: error-free translesion synthesis. Gene Ontology annotation, molecular function: DNA binding.
AUUUGUCCGUCAGCUAUUUGUCAAACAAAAACAUCUCGAUAACACGAAAAAAAUAAUUAGUUACAAUGAUAAAAUGGAGAUAUUAUUGAGAUUUGUGCCAACAAAUCCAUUAAGAUUAGCCGUUUCUAGAAUUUUAGUCAGCCAAGUAGCUCAUUACACUAGAUUGGCUGAAGUCGGAAAGCUCGAAGCUCCGAAGACUUCAGGCAAAUAUGACACCGGGCAGUUGAUUCUACAUAAGGUUUUCGGGUAUAGAGGAGUGAUUCUGUUCCCUUGGCUGGCGAGGGUGUAUGACAGAGAUGCCUCCAAUAAGAAGGAGAAUCCUGAGGCCUCGGGUCCCGGAGAAGCCUCCGGAGACACGCUCUCUAACGUAGGCAAGGAGGUCAAGGGCAGGACUCACACCUUCUACCAGGUGCUCAUAGACACAAGGGAUGCACCUUACAUACGUGCGCAAACGGAGGCAGUGACGUUCCUAGGCAACCAGGAGUCAUCCCGCAGCCUGUACGCCAUCCCUGGGUUAGACUACGUGGCGCACGACGACAUCAUGCCCUACUCCUCCGUGGAGCGAGUGCCGCUGCAGCAUGAGCUGUUCGACAAGUUCCUCAUGCACAACCCGGACAAGGACCCACCUUUCAUAGCGCAAGAAACGCUCCGAGCGUGGCAGAAAAAGAACCACCCCUGGCUCGAGCUCAGCGACGUGCACCGAGAGACCACAGAGGGCGUGCGCGUCACCGUUAUACCAUUCUACAUGGGCAGUCGGGAGAGCCAGAAUUGUGCUGUAUAUUGGUGGCGAUACUGCAUCCGACUAGAAAACCUCGGCGCGGCGGCGGUCCAGCUCCGCGAGCGGCACUGGCGGAUCUUCUCGCUCUCCGGCACCCUGGAGACGGUGCGCGGCCGCGGCGUGGUCGGGCAGGAGCCCGUGCUGGCGCGCCACUCGCCCGCCUUCCAGUACUCCAGCCACGUGAGCCUGCAGGCGCCCUCGGGACACAUGUGGGGAACGUUCCGUAUGGAGCGCGAGGACGGCUACACGUUCGACUGCCGCAUCCCGCCCUUCUCGCUCGAGAGCAAGCCCGACGACGCGCCCGCGCCGCCCGCGCCCUCCGCGUGACGUCACACGCCUGUUUAGUUGGCGACGAGGAGAAGCUCAUUAGUUGGCGACGAGGGAAGCAGAACUAAACGUUAUCUAGUUUUAUUAACUACUUAUUAUUGUUAAUAUUGUUUUGAUCAUACUAGUCUAAUCGAAAUCAAACAUUUAUUAUUACACGAACGUAACAUGUUGAUAUUUUUGGCCGAACAUCUAAAUUUAAGCGUUAAUAAAACUAUGGUUGUAACUUAAGUUUCUGUGCAAUCGAAAUUGUAGCUUGAGAUUAAGUUAUAGGAUAAAAUACUCUGUGAUAGCACACUACUCAUCUUUGUCACAAUAUGAGAACUGGAAAGAUUAUGCCAAUUGUUUAGACUUCUGCUUCCUAAAUUGCGAUAUAAAUGGAACAACAGUAACAUUGCGAUUGUGACUGUAAUAUCACCAUUUUAGAAUUGUGACUCGUAAACUAGAGAUACUGAAAAACGGACUUCAAAAUGCACCUUAUAAAA